GAAGGCGGCUGACCGUGAACGCCCCCCAUUGUGACGUAACAAAUGGCCGUUCCAAGGAGCGAACGCUCACACACUCGCAGUGACGUCACCGCUUCUCUCUCGGCCGUUGGCGCUUCCCAUGAAGAAGAUCGGCUCAUAAGGCGCCCUGGGUCAAGGCAGCCUUCCUUUCCUUCCCUUCCGAAAUCGCCCACGUCCUGGUUGCAGAGAAUGGAGCCCUUAAAUGUGAGCUAUCGCUUGCAACGCACAGCAACACUUGCACAGGAAGUUCUGGAACGGGCAAAAACACGAAAAUUGAACUGGCCACUUCCCAGUCGAUUCCAAAGAAGGACCUUCCGGGAAGGGGAUGAUGAAGAUGCAUAUUUUGCUGCAACUUUUGCUUCAGUCGCUGAACACAUGGGUCAUAUCUCUGCAGAAUGUGAGAAUUACUAUUGCUGUGUGCCUCCAUUUCAGUUUAAGGAGUGUGAAAUUGCACACAUUUUCAGAUAUCACAGCAGGCAAGCAACUGAAAAGUUGCUAAAAACAUUUGAAAAUGAGGAAAGUAAACGUGAUCCAAUAGUGGAAGAACCUGGGUGUCCUGAUACAGAAUCAGUUGCAUUAGUUCCAGCCAAGACCUCUGACCCGAAAGAUAUCUAUGUUGAAGUUUUUCCUGGCACCUACAGAGUCAGUGCGUGUUUACAAGAAGACACAAUCAAACAAACACAUCUGGUAAAGAUUAAACCAGGAGAAAGUGUAAAUUUGACUUUUGAUUUAUGAACAAGUUAGCAAAUGAUACAAAUACCAACAUAUGACAUGCAUUUUAAUAUAUUAUCUUCUCUGUCUUGAGCAUUUUAAAUAUCUUCUCAGACAUAAGCAUUUUAUUGUGUCAUUUGCCUGUAUAUUAUAGUUUAAAACUUGUUUCAGAUUUGCCAUAACUUGAAUCAUGUAGUGUACUUUGACUUUUAUACUAUACAAUAAACAUAAAGUGUUGCUCUUCUUUUUAAAGACUUAAA
Sceloporus undulatus (fence lizard) is the source of this 989-nucleotide messenger RNA. It is a transcript of the gene AKIP1, whose product is annotated as A-kinase interacting protein 1. The transcript has 6 exons. Gene Ontology annotation, cellular component: nucleoplasm. Gene Ontology annotation, biological process: regulation of non-canonical NF-kappaB signal transduction. The coding region runs from base 43 to 753 and encodes 236 amino acids. Lineage: Eukaryota; Metazoa; Chordata; Lepidosauria; Squamata; Phrynosomatidae. The record is from RefSeq and is a predicted model, not a curated record.